Messenger RNA from Cryptosporidium ubiquitum, 1617 nucleotides. RefSeq lists its product as uncharacterized. Gene Ontology annotation, biological process: vesicle-mediated transport. The record is from RefSeq and is a predicted model, not a curated record. NCBI's taxonomy places the organism in Eukaryota, Apicomplexa, Conoidasida, Eucoccidiorida, Cryptosporidiidae. The transcript has a single exon. Bases 1 to 1617 code for a protein of 538 amino acids. Gene Ontology annotation, cellular component: intracellular membrane-bounded organelle; Mon1-Ccz1 complex.
AUGCACGGCCCUGAAAUUGUGUCGGCAACACUUCUACAAAGUAAGACGAAGAUUGAAAUUAAAGAUAAAAAGAUAAGUUCAUUAAUAGUAUUCGAUUCGAGCAUUAAAAGUGAAUCAUGCAAUGAAUUUACUGCGGAAAAUGUUGUAGAUGAUGAAAAAUUAAUUUAUUAUUAUCCAUCUAGUGACUCAAAAUUAAUAAAACAUCAGCAAAUGAGCUUAGUGGAAGGAUUGAUUUCAAUGUCAUCACUCAUAAUAGGAUGCGGUGAGUUAAUAAAUUAUGUAAAAACACGCCAACAUGAAAUUGUUUUUAAAAAAAUAAAAGAUUCAGAAAUAGCCGUUUGUAUUGUGAUGCAAUUACCACAUUACAUCAAAAUACAAUCAGGAGAAGUUGUUGAUAUUGAGUUUAUUGAAGAUGACAUAUAUGAUAAACAAAAUAGUAAAAUUUCAAGUGACUAUUCUGAUUAUUUACCUCACCAAUUUAGAAACAAUAGCAAAUGUAUAAACCCUGCUCAAGAAGAGAAUAAUAGAGAACCACUUUUAUCAAUAUUGGACAAAUUUAUAGAAACCUUUACAUUGUUACAUGGAGAAGUUAUGAAUAUAGAAAAGAAAUAUUUAAUAUACAUUCUUGAAGAUUUUGUUCCUGCAUUCAUUGAAACUAUCGACCUCAAUACUUUGUCUAUCACUACAAGUAUGAAUGGCUUUUAUUUUGCUCCUGUUGAAAGACAAGUUCAAAUUUCAAUAAUAAAUUUGGUAGAAAACAUAAUAAACAAUAAUAAUCAAGUUUCACAUAUUUCAAUAUUAUUUGACGCUCAUAUGCUGUAUUCAACGCUUGAUUCUCUAUCAAGCAGAGUACUUUACAAUUACUUAGUAAUGCACAAUGGAAUUGCAAUGAAUGACAAACUUUGUAAUGUACCUUAUGGCAGGUUUCCUACAGCAUCUUCUUUAGAAAAAAGAGGCGGAUUUUCAGCCUUCGGAAGAAGUAAUAAAUUUUCAGUUGAUGGAUUCAUCUUUGGUCCUACUUCAACUAAUGGUCAAAAAAGCAAAGGAAACUUAGUUUUUUCACCCAAAAUAUUCCUUCCUUGCACUCAGCAAAAGUGGUAUAAGUUAUUGGCAUUUACAUAUAAUGAAAUUAUGGUAGUUAUUUUGUUAAGAACAGAAUUCGAUACUAAAUCUGUAGAUUAUAACUUUGACGAGGAGAAAUCGUCUGAAAUAAACCAAGAUUUACAGUUUUGUAUCGAUUUAAAGAAUCACAUAAUAGAUUGUAAUGGUGGCCUUUCAGAGUUGUAUGGACAAAUAUUUGAACAAUUCAUGAACAUCAUGAAUUCUACAGAUUCAUUUCGUUUCUUUUACAUUAACAAAUCUAAUUCUGCGAUAAGAAGGUCAAAUAGAUUACUUGGGACUACAAAAACACUAAUGUCUUCAGCAGAAGGUGACUGCGUAUUAAGGGCAACAAGAAUGAUAAAUUCUAGUGAUAACAUAAAUAGUUUUGUUUUUAAAUCAAGUAAUGAGGGAUGGAUUGUAUGUAGAAAAUCUCUUGACCGCACAUUCUAUUUAUUUUUUGAAGAUAGUAAAAUUCCACUUUCAAAAAUUUUAGGUAAGUUAAAUCAUUUAUUAUAG